Molecule: messenger RNA, 5510 nt
Organism: Aedes albopictus (Asian tiger mosquito)
Lineage: Eukaryota; Metazoa; Arthropoda; Insecta; Diptera; Culicidae
Gene: Socs36E
Product: la-related protein Larp4B
Exons: 8
Coding region: 774-3797 (1007 amino acids)
Biological process (GO): intracellular signal transduction; phosphatidylinositol phosphate biosynthetic process
Cellular component (GO): phosphatidylinositol 3-kinase complex
Molecular function (GO): 1-phosphatidylinositol-3-kinase regulator activity
Source: RefSeq, a predicted model, not a curated record
UUUGCAGUCAUCAAUCCUCCACCCAGCCCAGACUCGAGUUUGGUCGAUCGGUUCGUGAUGCACGGUGUUUGAGCUAGGUGCAGAUAUUUUGGAAGUUUUUCACGUUUUCCAAGCUGAAUUCGGUGUCGAAUUGUGUCACAAAAGCAGCGCAGCAGACCGUACAAGUGAGCGAACAAAAACAACGUCGUUUCGUCGUUGGUGCAAAUAGUCCUGAACCAGUUUCCCAGCCAGUGCCAGUGCUGCCGUUCGUCUUCGACGGUGGAGUGAGUGAAAAAGGUGCUAGUACGGUGGAACGAGAUCAAAAACGUCGAUCCUCGGCGGCUUGAAAAGGAAAUAAAUUUAAAAUAUUUACAUUUUGUUUGCGGUCUUAUCUGCGUGCAUUUUGAUAAGGCUAAACAAAAACAAGUCAUCGGCAGUCGAGUGCAGCACAGCAUUUGCUCGUCGACUGUAUAGCCGCGCGGCAUUGAUAAAGGAAGCAGAAAUUGUAAUAAAACUGCAGCUGCCGUGCAAUCGGGAACUUUUUCGCCGUCUUGCUGCACACACAGAGGCAUCCAUCGCGCGACACGGUCGUGUGAGUGCGGCUAAGCCGAGGAUUUGAAGGACAACGUCGUUCAUCGCACGCGCCCCUCAAACUUGACUCAAACAACUCAAACUACGAGAAAACAGGCAGAUGUCUCAACUUUAUCUGGCAUCGCUCGAUCCGUAGAGUAUUUUUUUUUUCGGACGUGAAAAACCGAAAUCUCCGAGCACGGAGGGAACCAACGAGCUCUCUCAUGGGGGCUAGGCAUAGUCGCCGGCAAAAAAGUCAAACAACGCAAGAAGAGCAGACGGAGCAGAGCCAAACGCAACAUCAAUCAUUGGUCGUCGCUACUGGCAGGGGCAGUGAGCUCGUGGAAGCCAAUGUAGAUCCCACGGAAGACGAACAGGGUUCCGCGAAUAAUAGUUUGGUGAUUACGAUUUGUAUGUUGAAGAUGGAGCCCAGUGAAGAAACAGCAAGUGGGGGCGAAGUGAGUGAAGUGCCAUUGUCCCAACAGGAAGAAAUCGGUGGUAGUUCGGAACUGCCAAGUGCGACAAUGCAUCCCAAGUGUGGUUGUUACGAGAACAAUAACUGUCCUGUGAGUUUGGCAUCUGUCCCUAGCAGCAGUAGCUCCUCAUCGUCUGCUCCAGUGUACGGUACAAUCGGUGGUGCUAUUAUUAAUAACAAUUCAACCCAACAAACGGCUGCCAAAUGUGGCUGCAAUUGUAGUAAACCCGAUGGCAUCAACAGUUUGGAAACGUUCAAUGGAAACCCAUCUAUUCAGGCCAGUGCUAAUGAUUGUGCAAAUAAUAACGAAGCUUCGUCGUUAAUCAGUGACAUUUUGAGUAAUCAUCAUCAUCUGCUGCACCACCAUCAUCACCACCAUCACCAUCAUCACAUUGGACCGUGGACGACGUGUCCUACGUCUUCCUUUCUGGCGGUGACCACCACUGCCUCUCCCGUUCCCACGACUUCCUAUUCCGCCAAUGUGAUCUGUGAUAGCACUACUUCCAACAACAACAACAACAACAAUGUAAGCAUGAGCAACAACGCCAGUGUCCUGAAUCGUACCAUGCAGCAGCAUCAGCAGCAGCUGCGACAGCAGCAGCAACAACAACAGCAACAGCAACAACAGCAGUUGUUAUCGGCCGCCAGCAAUGUGACCGCGUCCCGCAGUUCCGUGUGUGAAAUGAGUGAUAAGUUGAAUGAUUUGCAGUUGAACCAAAGUGCUGGUGAUGCUCACAGCAGCGAAGAACAUCCGUUCAGUGUCGGCGAAUGUCCACGGUGCGCGGUGGCAGCGGCACGGCAGGGACCCGCAGCGGACGGCGAGGAGAAAAUAUUGAACACCGCCGUGCAGCCAGUGCAGCAGACCAGUGCUAAAGAACCGGCAAAAACGGUAACAUCAGCAUCCCCAUCGGAGGCAGCAGCAGCAGCAGCAACAGCAACGUCAAAUGCCAACACAGCGGAGGCGGCGGCGGCGGCCACGGUGACGACAACGACUUCGGUGUCCUCUUCGUCCUGCUGUCGACAGCAGCCGAUCCUGACGACGACGAAAACGCUCGCCCCACAACCGAUGUCGACCUCGACGCUGUUCAGUGCACUAACGCCAUCCGGCAAGAAGUCACGCGUGUGCAAGAACUGCCGCAAUCCGAGCUGUCCCAACCAGGGCAGCGGCAAAAACAACAGUGGCAAAGCGUGUUCCAGUCCUAGUAGUAGUAAUAGUAAUAGUAGCAACAACAACAACAACAGCACAAACCCUUCAUCAUCCACCACCAGCACCGGAGCCAAGUCGAAGAAGGGCAACUGGGGUCUCAAGUUCAACUGUGCCAAACUGCGCGGUUCUAAAUCCAGUCAGGCGGCGGCUGCCCCUUCGGCAGCGGCGUCGUCGUCAUCAUCAGCUGCUACUGCGGCGGCUACAGCGACAGCAGCAUCAUCUAGUUCGCAACCCGAGCGAACUGCUGUUGCCAGUGGUUCGUCGAUUAUCGGUUCCUCCAGCAGCAGGCUACUCAGAAGUGAAUCGGAAAAGACGGAUUCAUGCAUUUGCACCCUGUAUCGCAAGGUGGAGGACCUCCCGUCGACGGUGUCGUCCAACAACGGCUAUCCAUCGCAGUCCAACCCGCUUGUGAUUCCGCACCAGCAGAUACGCUACCAGCACCAUCACCUGGAUGGUUCGACCUCGAAUGGUCCCGGGGGAACCAUUGGCCCGGUUGGAAUCUCCUCCCACCACAAUGCCAAUCAACAGAACCACGCAUUCCUGUUUCCUCCGACCGCCGGAGCUGCCGCUAGUCAUCACGAUCUCCACGCUACGACCAUCAUCCACAGGAUAGAAGGAUCGGCGGCACACGCAUUGUGGGGCACCGGUACCGGACACCCGGCCCCCAAUUCUCUCAUUGUGGUCUCAACGCCGGGCAUGUUCGACAUUUCUAGGUUCAACAGCAGUGACGACUUUUCUCUGGAAGACUUGGAUGAACGGGCUCGGCUCCAGCGGGAGCUUGAAAUCCGUGAAGGCGUCGAUGCUCCACCCAAUUACAACCCACGGGGUUUGAUGUCCGGUGGAACGUUGACCGGUGGAUCGGCGUUGGGUGCGGUCGGAGCUGCCGCUAGUGGUGCUAACGCUGCAGCAGCAGGCAACCAUCAGAUUGCUUUCCUGUGCACAUCGGACACCUCAUCGGCGUUCAGUUUGCUCCAGCGAGGAUUGUUGCUGCCGAAUACGGUCAUACAUGCCGAGGAGAUGCCGCGGGUCCACUCGCAGGUCGACUUCAUCCACUGCUUGGUGCCGGAUUUGCAGAAGAUCACCAGCUGUUGUUUCUACUGGGGCAAGAUGGAUCGGUACGAGGCGGAGAAGCUGCUCGAGGGCAAACCGGAGGGCACGUUCCUGUUGCGCGAUUCGGCACAGGAGGAGUUCCUGUUUUCCGUGUCGUUCCGGAAGUACAACCGGAGCUUGCAUGCUCGCAUCGAGCAGUUCAAUCACAAGUUCAGUUUCGAUUCGCGCGAUCCCGGAGUGUACACGGCCUCGACAGUAACCGGUUUACUCGAGCACUACAAAGACCCCUCCUGCGUAAUGUUCUUCGAACCGAUGCUGACCUACCCGUUGAACAGGAAAUUCGUCUUCUCCCUGCAGCAGCUGUGCCGAGCGACGAUCGUCAGCAACACCACCUACGACGGAAUCAACGAUCUGAGCCUGCCGAAAUCACUCAAAUCCUACCUGAAAGAGUACCACUACCGACAGCGGGUCCGCUACAGGCCCCUGGACGAUCCUCCGCUCUACCACGACCUAUAGUAUACAACGUCGGCAAAAGACGGGGUCCCGAGGCGAUCAAUGCGGCAGCGACCGGCGCGCUUCCGUCGUCCGAGGCAGUUUUUCGGUGGACAGGGUGACGAAGUGGACUACAGGUGGCCGGAUCCUAUGUUCUUCGGUAGACGGCGAGGUGAAGAUGAAGGCGUUCGGUUCGACCGAUGGGAUCUGACUUACCAGCUGAGAGUACACGAAUCACAAGGUCUGAGACGGCACACAUUAAGGCGCACGGGAAGUAGAAAACGAUUCUUUUGCUGUUUCUCCGGAUCCCCCUGAGCUGAGAUCCCGUGUGUGGAAAAUCUGUCCCAUGUAAAAUAGUUUCUGUGUAAAUAGCAUUGUUCAUAUGGAAUCGAGCAGUCUCCAUUUAUUUAUACCAAUCGUUGUUGUUUAAGUUAUUUCUCCCGCAUCCGUAGAUAAUUUUCCCCGCCUGUACAAAGUUAUCACAAUUUUCUUCCGUUAAGUAUCUGAUAGAUCAAAGAGCACACAAUUAGCAGAUAAGGCAAAGCGUAACUACUUCCCUCCUUUAGGGGUAAUUCCAAUCAAACACGACCAAUCGACCAAUACAACAGAUUUGGAUUCAAUUUAGUUAAUUUUGUAUCACUCUCGAGAUGGUCGAUUGCUAGUUUGAACCUUUUCUAGGUCACUUGGUAUGGAAUACCAGAUAACUUUAAGUGACUGAAAAUCUAAGUAAAAUUAAACAUGGAAGAUGUCAAUCAUGGAAUGGCUUCAAAAGAUAAGUUUUAGUUAAUGAGGGAAGAGACUAGCAAAAGAAGGCACGUAUAGAGCAAAGACUAGGCAAAUAGUAAGCGAAAUGUAGGAUCACUUUAUGUUGUUUCCGUUGAUUACUUUUAGUUUGCAUAUUAGUUAGAAAUUAUUCUCGCUGUGAACAAAUAAAACCCAAUGUAUACCGAAACUUGUUAGAUUCAUUCGAUAUAUCAAAACUCAAACACACACAUCUCUAUUUCUCCAGUUGCCACAAACAUUUGAAAUAACUGUCCGGAAGUUCAACAAAGUAACAAUCCCAGUAUUCGAAGCUUUCUUCGCUAAAUAUAACGAUGGAACAAACAAUUUAGAACCAAACGUACAACCGUUAGAAUAACAAUAGUGCUGAAAUUACACAAUAUUACAGUAAUAAAAAAAACGUUCCCAGUGUGGUGUGGUCUCUCGUUUAUAAUAGGCAGAGCGCAAGGCUAAACUGAAAUCAAAGAAACUCACUCACAUAAAUAGUAUAGAAACAAAUAAUCAAUAUAACAAAAAAAACGGAGCCAGUUAGUAGCAGAUUGUUAAUUCAGUUGCAUUUUUUUUUUAAUUCAACAAUAUGACAAGCGAAGAAAACAGAAUCAAACAAAAAACUCGAAACCGAUCUGGUGCCGAGUUUUGUGCUAUUAAAUGAUAGGGCGAAUGAAUGAACAAAUUCGGAUUGGUUUGAUCGAUAGGAAGGAAACCGGUAUGAAGGCAAAGUAAAACGGUAAUCAAAUACUAAGCAUGCGAAAUACGCGCAGUAAAACAAAAAAUACGUUCUGGUAGCUUUAAUUAACUAAAACUAUAUACAAAAAAAGUAGUGGAAAAGUAUCAAGUAAUAUGAUAAAAAGUGAAAGAAACCUUAAAAAAUGAGUAGGAUCGUUUAGAGAGAAUGAUCAAAUCAAGUGUAUAAAUGAAAUGCAUAAAAUAAAAUGAACAAUAUAAUAGUAACAACAA